AUGUAUAAAAAAGAUAGUUUGAUUGAUCUUACUCCAAUCACAUUAAGAAAAUAAAAACAUUUAGGAUAGAACAAACCUUUUUGUCCUUCUUUGUUUUUAAAUCAAAUUGAUAGUUAACCAAAAAAAUUUGAAGAAGAAAAGAGAGAAAAAGUUUUAGAAUUAGAAAUACCAGAAGAUAUCAUAUUCCCUAAGACUGUUAGAAGAAGAUAUGCUAUUGGAAAGGGAUUGUCUCCAUAAAAAAUAGAUCAAAUCUUACCUAACAUCCCAAGUCUUUCUUUACAUAUAAACAUGUAAAAAAGGAAUAUGGAUGAUCUUAUUUAAUUUUAAGAAAUAUAAACUUAAAGGGAGAAUACAGAGAUGGAAAACAUAAACAAAAAGAUUAAAUCCAUCAUCAAUAGUAAUAAAAGAUAAGUUUCUUUUUAAUCCUCUCAUGUUAUUAUUGAUGAAUUUGAUAAUUAUUAAGUUAUCCAAGAUUUACCAACUUAAAGACAAUAAGCCCCAAGAAGAAGAACACAUCUAAAAUAGUUGACAACUGAAAUCUGA
This is a messenger RNA of Paramecium pentaurelia, 543 nucleotides long. The record is from the annotation of a GenBank genome assembly. Lineage: Eukaryota; Ciliophora; Oligohymenophorea; Peniculida; Parameciidae.